Molecule: messenger RNA, 855 nt
Organism: Arabis nemorensis
Lineage: Eukaryota; Viridiplantae; Streptophyta; Magnoliopsida; Brassicales; Brassicaceae
Source: the annotation of a GenBank genome assembly
AUGGGGAAGAUAAUGGAAUGGGCAGCGAGAUCUGAUCACUUAAGAGGGACUCCAAGGAAAACUGUGAUAACGGCAGUUGGUGCAUUUGCAAAAGCAGUAGCUAAUCUUUGCAACAAAACCACAGUUCAUAAUGCAGAUACUCUUAUGAAUCUUGUCCGGUCACGACCACCUGGUGUUCCUCUCAUCACUGUUAGUAAUCACAUGUCGACUUUGGAUGAUCCAGUAAUGUGGGGAGGUUUCAAGGGACUUCUUUCGCUUGAUCCAGAGUUGGCUCGAUGGGUUCUUGCUGCAGAGGACAUAUGUUUCAGGAACCCUAUCUUCUCCUACAUCUUCCGCACUGGCAAAUGUAUACCUAUAACUAGAGGUGGUGGAAUCUACCAAGAACACAUGAAUGAAGCACUCGAGCGAUUAAAAGAUGGAUCUUGGCUGCAUACUUUUCCAGAGGGCAAGGUGUUUCAAGAAGAUGUUCCUAUAAGACGACUUAAAUGGGGAACUGCAAGCCUCAUCACCCGUUGCCCAGUUACCCCAAUCGUCUUGCCGAUAAUUCAUCGUGGUUUUGAUGAGAUGAUGCCGGAGAACUACUUUUACGGAAGAAGGCCACCGGUACCCCUGUGGAACAAACACCUUCAAGUUGUGGUUGGUGAACCAAUCGAGUUUGAUGUUCCCAUGAUGGUUGAGAGCGCUAUCUCGGCCUCCCGACAUGUAACAGCUCCACUUCAAGAAGCGAAAUGGCCUGUCCUCUCUUCUGCUGGCCAAGAGUUAGACGAAACAGCUCAGAGAUGCCUCUACAUAGCUCUUUCCGAGAAGAUUCAAUCCUCACUGGAAACAUUGAGACUCUUAGCCAAGCGAUUGUGA